UCCCAAGAUGGCGGAUUAAGACUCGGGAACGCGAGGAACGCGCCUGGCAACACCUCUCGUGGGAGUUUCUCUUUUUCCCACGCGUUUUCGAUCUUGUAUGUUUGUUGAGUCGAGACUUAUAAUGUAAACAGUCUCCUGAUCUUCGGGAAACGUAGAUCUGACCCGAAAACCGUCGGCAAACCCCGCCUGUGUGUCUACGUGUAACGUUGGCGUAUUUUCCGGAUUCUUGACCGAUAGGUCACUACACGUAGCAAGUUUCUCAUAUUCAAGGUGUCUAGAACUAUUGGUUGUCUUCCCACAGUGAGUCAGCACUGGUUUCGCCUUGUCUGUGAUUUCGGGGACCUGAGAUCGAAGUGGUAUCUAGUUCCGGGUGUCCGAAUACCCCGGUUGCCCUCUAGGCCGUUUUACGAGCCCGCGCGCCGUGACUAUACCUAAUGUCUAUGAUGGCGGCCGUCCGUGUGUUUGAGCUUGUGUUUGUUCUCCUGAUGUUGGGCGGGCGGACAGACUCUGUCCAUGACGGGCCUCUCCUGCUGCUGGUCUCCUUUGACGGGUUCCGGUACGACUAUCUGGACAGGAGUCAGGAUAGGGUCCAACUGCCCAACUUCAAGUAUCUUGUCCAAACAGGUGUUCGGGCAAAAUGGGUCCACAACAGUUUCAUUACCAAAACAUUCCCCAACCACUUCACCAUAGCGACAGGCAUGUACGAAGAAAGCCACGGAAUCGUCGCCAACUCCAUGUAUGACCCAGAACUGGGGGAAAUGUUCCAUGUGAACACCUCCGAUCCAAGAUGGUGGGACGUCGGCGGUGAACCUAUUUGGAUAACCAAUCAAAAACAUUUAGGCGGUAAGAGCGGUGUUCUGAACUGGCCUGGCAUGCAAGCCCAAUUCAAUAACACCCUACCAUUCAGACAUCUUCCAGCCUACAAUAUGUCCAUUCCCUACAAGGAAAGAGUAGACACCAUGGUUGGCUGGUUCAAAGACUCGGAAGAUCCAAUCAACUUGGGAGUUUUAUACUUUGAAGAACCAGAUCAUACCGGUCACUUUGCUGGCCCAGAGUCUAAGGAGAUAGACGAAACGUUAGACAUGGUGGACAGGACAGUUGGCUAUCUCAUAGAUGAGUUGAAGGCGGCAGGGCUGUUUGAGAGAAUGAACGUGAUCAUCACAAGUGACCAUGGCAUGAUGGAGGUGUCCCAGGAAAGAGUGAUUGAGCUUGACCGCUACUUGGACCCCAGUACUUACCUGUGGGUGGACAGAACACCUGUAGCGGCCAUCUGGCCACAUGAUGAAGUGACCAGGGAGCACAUCUACACAGCGUUACACAAUGCCCACCCCAAGAUGCAUGUGUACUACAAGGAGGACAUCCCUGCCCAGUACCACUACAGACACAACAGGAGGAUCAUGCCUGUCAUCGCAGUGGCAGAUCCUGGCUGGACCAUCGCACAGAAUGCCAGCCUUAGCAGGGAGUGGAACUUGUACAAAGGUAACCAUGGUUACAACAACAGCUACCUUCCCAUGAACCCCAUCUUCGUGGCCCACGGACCAGCCUUCCGCUCCAACCUCCUGUCUGAACCCUUCAAUAAUGUGGACAUCUACCCGCUCAUGUGCCACAUCCUGGGCCUGGACCCGCACCCAAACAACGGCAGCUACCAAAAGGUGGCCCACCUUGUUAAGAAGCCGACCAGUUGGGGCCCCCCACCCUCCACACCAGAAAUCAUAGGGGUUGCAAUUGGUCUCAUCCUGGUGUUGGGUAUGUGUAUUGUUGGCUGUGGCAUCUACAUGCAGAGACUGGAGAGAAGUGAGUCUAUAAAACAGGCUCACUACACCAACCUAGGCAAGGCCCACUCGGAGGAGGAUGGGGACACAGCAGACAAGGAGCCCUUAUUGGAGGCAGAGGGGGAUGUGUAGGGAACAGUAUCAUCAAACAUCCUCAGUACGUUUUUGAAUUUGUGAUGCCUGGGCAGCCAAAGUGGAUGUAAGAUUGAAAACCUUUAUUCAUUAACUCAAAAUCAUGUCAUUUUCCAAAAUACCUUUGCUUGUUAAUGAUGCUGUUAAAAAAUGUUUGGUUACACUGAGAUCAUAUUUUACAUGUAGGUUUACCGUGCUGUGCUACACAUUUUCCAUAGAGGUGUGAGUCAAUUAAUUUUGUUGUGAGACUAGGUACUAGCCAGAUUUUUUUGUUACGACAGAAUUUGAUGUUUCCCAGUGAAGAAAACAUUUUUGUAGAUCAACCUGGUGGUGUGUAAUACAAUAUAUUUCAAACGUUUCAUAAUGGAAUGAUUUGUAUGAAUUUUAGAAAUUUCACAAUCAAAUGAAGUGUCAUUAAUUGGCAGCAAUCAAGAGUUAUUUACUGAUUAUUUUUUAUAGUUUAAUUGUAAUUGCAACAAUUAAGAAUGUACAUUUUGUAUUUUUGCCAGAGUAUUUGAAUGAAUUUGUUAACAUAUCCAAAAGAAGCUGUUUACAAGCUUAGGAUUCAACUAAUUACAUAUAAAAUGUUUCUGUAAUUUGUGUAGAAGAAUGUCUUUUUGUGCAUAGUACAAGACCAUACUGGUGCCUUCCUUCAAUGAGUUCAAUGCAUAUGGGAAAAGCAACAUUCGUACAAAAUGUGAAGAAGUAAUCAAAGUGUCAAAGAAUAUAUCAGCAGAGGGCCUAGGAAAAAUUUGUGAUUCUGGUUAGAGUCUAUCCCACCAACCCUAUCAAAAACAUUUUUUUUAGUCAACCACUAGCAAGGGGCUGUAUUAAGUUCUGUAAAUUUUAUUACCGAUAUCUUGUAUAUGUUAUGUACUAAGUAGAAUAUGAGGUUGAAAAUACCAGCAUCCUGAUGCAGAAUGUAUUAUGUAUAACGCUACUUUACCUUUAUCCGUGAGGUAACUAACCUAUAUCCGUUGUAUUAGCAAAUGGUAUUAGGAAUAUCAGUGCAAUGCGUAAUGCAUACCGUUUUUAAAAACAACAGACAUAGGUUACCCCGCAGAUAAAGGUGAAGUAGCAUUAUACAUAAUCCUGCAUCAAGAUGCUGGUAUUUUGAACACAAAUUGUUACAAUUGCAUUUAGCAGAUCACUUCAGCUGAAAUCUAAAAAGAGAAAAAAUAACCUACUGACUCAAUUUUAUUCCUGGCAGGAUAUACCAAUUUUUCCCCCUUGUUUUAAAAGCCACAACUAAAGGUUUACAGGAAUGGAACUAUAUCUGAUGACAUAGGUACCAGGUGUCACAUGUCAUCUACAUGACUGCUCAAAAGUGUCUGAUAGAAAAUUAGCAUAAUAUACAAUCAAGUGUGAAGCACUGAAAGAGAUUUUACAUAUCGCAUACAUCAAAAACUAAUAUAUCUGCUAAUGAUGUCAAUGCAGUAUCAGAUUUUCUAAACACAAGUUGCAAUUUCUUGAUGUUUCCGCAGAAAUGAUUGCUUUCAUCACCUUUCUGUUGCAAGGGAAGUUGCACCUCUUUGUUU
Molecule: messenger RNA, 3442 nt
Organism: Branchiostoma floridae (Florida lancelet)
Lineage: Eukaryota; Metazoa; Chordata; Leptocardii; Amphioxiformes; Branchiostomatidae
Product: bis(5'-adenosyl)-triphosphatase ENPP4-like
Exons: 5
Coding region: 435-1904 (489 amino acids)
Source: RefSeq, a predicted model, not a curated record